AUGGACACACGUAUACACAAUCUAACACUGCCAACGCCAGCCGCAACAACAAUUAUGUCCACGUCAGCAGCAGCAGCAGCCGCAGCAACAACGGCGAUGGCCGCUGCGAUGUCUAGGGCCACAGCAACAACAAAUGCCCCAGCAGCAACAACACUGGAAACAACAACGACAUCAACUGGACCAGGCACAUUUUUUACAUACAGCAUACCAGGCAUGGACAUCGCGCCGGGACCAUUUAUAUUCACCUACGUUAGUGAAUUUUUAUCGCUUAUCACGCCGGAAGAAUUGCCGCUUGAUUCUAUACGGGAUGUACUACAUAAGAAUGGUAGCCUAAUCGACUUUGCCUCUAAUGCCAUUAAAAUCGAAUCGGGCUUCAUCGCACUGAUGAGCAUAUUUGCCAUACUGGCUUUAGUGCCACUGAUUGCCACCUGUGCUUGGUGCUGCGGUCGUCGGAGCACACAGGAUGAAGUGGACCUCAUACGGAACGCCCCGGUGCACAUUCGCGACGAAUCCUUGGAGGAGAGUCUGCGAUGUCGCAAAAGUGCUUCGGUGGUCACACUUUGGAUUGUCUUCAUACUGCUCACGCUGAGCGACCUUAGCAUAUUUUAUGCCAAUAGUCGGCUAUCGACAGGGAUUGAGAUGACGCCGGAGAUGGUCAAGUCGGCGGUGCACGACGUCGAGGUUUUUUUAAAGGAUACGCAUCUACAAAUCAAACACAAACUAGAUAAUGGCUUUCAUGUUUCCGUCGAGAAAGUUGUCAAAGACUUGGAAGACGUGGAUGUUCUCCUUGGCGAACCAAUUCAAGCGGAAAUAUCUGCACACACUGGCCUCGAGCUGGCAUAUGAUUCAUUGACAACACUUAGCCUGGCGAAUGCGGAGCUCAUUUAUCGCGUCCUUAUGCUUCAAGAGACCGUCGGACGCGCUCUGAAGCUCUCCCAGGAGGCAGCCGCCCGCAUGGAGGAGCUACAGAUACAAUUAUCCGUGCUGCAGCGCCAGUGCACGUACCGAGAUCGUCCGCUCUGUGACACAUUGCGUAUACGCAGCUUUGAGGAAAACGGAGUUGUCGAUGCGCUCAAGACGCUGCAAGAGGACCAGAGCAUCUUUCGCAUGCGAUACUUGGGCGAAAUUGAAUUUGGUUCCACUGUCAAGAAUCUGACAUCGGAAGUUGGCGUCUCACGUUCAAUUUUCAGCAAUUUCCCGCAACAAGUUAAGCACGAUACAGCAUAUGAACGAAACUAUACGCUGGAGCAGCUGGCGAGCAUAAGGCACAGGACGACAGCCAAUGCCCAGCUGUUGACAUCGACAAUUAAUGCGUUGCUGGAGCGUCUGGAUCGAACGUGGCCAGCACUGGAGCCGACUUACAUAGAGCUUAAGGAGUGGGCGAACACGUACUGGGGCAUUGGCUGGAUUGCCGCCAUGGUCAUCGUUUGGGUGCUGCUCUUUAUGCUAAUGUCCUACUGUUGCUUCCUCUGCGAGUCGAACGCCAAGUCCGGCAUUGUCUUCUUCGUUACCGUCUUGGUCAUUUGCCUGGGCAGCAUUGGACUCACCUUCUAUGGGGUCUUCUCCCUCGCCAUUGGCGGUAACGUCGAGGUCUUCCUCUGUCGCUCCAUCCAAGGCCCCAACUACGAGAUGCUGGGCAAGCUAUUCGAUAAGCCCGGCUAUGUGUAUGCAGCAGAGCCCCAAACAGGCAUCAUUGGAGAGCUCCUUCGUCCUGCUGGCGUUAAUCGCUCCGUUGUCAAUGUCAAUCUGGGCACAGCACUCAGGGGCUGCGAACAAAAUCAAGCAUCGUACAAUGUCUUUCAAUUGGAUGCAUUCGUUAAUACAACCAAAAUAGCCGACUUAAAACAAUUCCCGAAAGUAUCAACGGCCAUCGAUGCCAUUUCGGUAUCGGAGCGAACGCUCCUCUCGCUGACCCAAUCUAUUCAGAAUAUUUUGGAGAACAUGUUGCAAACGUCCGCUUUCAAUCUGACCACGUAUCGGAACAGUGUUGGCGCACCCACGCCCGAAAAGGAUUUGGCAACGUUCAUUGAUCAAAUGCAGCGCGUUGCCCUCCAGAUUCAAGAUGUGGCCACUUCGUCCCGCAUGACAACUUUGGGCAGUCGGUCGAAACGAUUGCAAGCUUCGAUACUGCAGCCGCUUGAGAAUCUGCAGAAUGAAAUACUUUACCAUCUGACUGCGUUGGAGCUGCAGAGAGAUCCCUGGGCGAAGCAGGUUAAUCAGACACUCAAUCACUUGAAAAACAUUCAAGGAUAUUUGGAGAACAAAGCUGGGGAGAUCUGUCACAAUCUGACGCGCGUCUAUACAGAGCGCCUCAAGACAUACCUGACCAGCAGUCGUGCCACAAUGGAGUCACAGCUGGGGGAUACCACAACCAAGUGCCGUCCGUUCUACGAUACGUUUGAUGCCAGUCGGAUAUUUUUGUGCCGCAAUCUGGUGGACUUUGUUAAUGGUCUGUGGUUCUUUGUCUUUCUGACCCUGUUGCUCUGGGCCAUUGGCACACCAGUUGGCCUCAAUCUGAUCACCAUACAGACGCGACUGAAUGCCAUGUUGCUGGCACAGAAGCGUAACAAGGGGAAGCAGCGCAGGAGUGACAGAGACAGUGAACGGGACCAGCGAGGAACUGGCACACGUGGACGCCCGAAGCAACGGACGAGCAACGCUGGGAAGCGAGAACAGCAACGGGAUCGAAGCACUAGUAGUGCAACAGCACGCUCCCGACCACCAUUACGACGCACUGCCACUGAGGAAACUUUAGACAUAGCUGACGAGGACUCCACGCCAUCGAGACAGCAGCACCAACAGCAUCAUCACCCACAACAGCAGCGGCGACAGGAGUCGGAGCAACGUGAAUUGGAUCGUGAGCGAGGACGUGAUCGCGAGCAGCGGAGCCGAGAGCGUGAGCUGAGUCGGGGACGAGAAAUGGCGAUGACCCCAGUUCGAAGUCGCCAGCAGCUACGUCGCGCUGAACCAAUGCCCGAGGAUGACAAUUGGGGUUCAUCCAGUGCACCCAGUAGAGCCAACUCCAAUGAGCGCGAAAGCAGUCAGUCUAGAAAGAUCAUCAACAUUUGGCAGUCGAGAAAUAAAAUCAAGGCACCGAUUCGCCGCCAAGGUACUGAGGAGCUAGACUUUGAGGAUGAACAGACACAGCAGGACAGCGGCUGGAGGGCCAAGUCCAGCGCCAGUCCCGAGUUGCGGCAAUUCGAGAACCGUCGCCAACAGCAGCAGCACCCGGACAAUCGAUCCCAAUCGCAAGCUAAGCCCAAGUUGCGUAGUACGAAUGUGGACAGAGCUAGUAGCCAAGUGGCACGUCGUCCGGUCACGCCCGUUCUGAGCGUCAAUCCCGAUGUGCCAGCUGCCGUGCCAAUGCCCCGAACGCCGAUGCGUUUGAGGAGCAAGGUCUCAUUGACAGCCCGAGCCGUGCAGGAUAUUGUGAAUAAGCGAAGCCAGCGCCUCCAACGUACUGGUACCGAUGAAUUUGAUCUGGAUGAGAGCGAUACCUACGGUACUGGAGCACAUCUGGACGCGGACGUCGCUGCCGCACGUCGCACUCCGCCACGCAGCGCACCUCCGCCUCCACCGCCACCGACGACCGGGAUGAACAGAAGUGGCGGCGAACGCACUGUACGUUGGAACGAAGAGGAGGAUUUUGUCUUCGAAGAUGCUGAUUCACCUACACCAAAUCGCCAUUGAGAGCCCAGCUUGCUAAUUAAGAUAUAUCUUUUGUAUUUCAACAUAACAAUAUUUUUGAUUUAUUAGGAUGAAUUUAGUCUAUUCAGUCUAGUCUACGAUAGUAUCAAGCUUUUCAAUAAUUCUUAAGCAUUUAAGUUGCGACUAAAUCACAAAUAAAGAAUGGUGCAACAAUCACAUACGACAUACAAAGUAUAUACUAAA
Molecule: messenger RNA, 3891 nt
Organism: Drosophila nasuta
Lineage: Eukaryota; Metazoa; Arthropoda; Insecta; Diptera; Drosophilidae
Gene: prom
Product: prominin
Exons: 18
Coding region: 1-3690 (1229 amino acids)
Cellular component (GO): membrane
Source: RefSeq, a predicted model, not a curated record